Megalops cyprinoides (Indo-Pacific tarpon) is the source of this 4249-nucleotide messenger RNA. RefSeq names its product NEDD4 binding protein 3 (gene n4bp3). Gene Ontology annotation, cellular component: cytoplasmic vesicle. The record is from RefSeq and is a predicted model, not a curated record. The transcript is spliced from 5 exons. Lineage: Eukaryota; Metazoa; Chordata; Actinopteri; Elopiformes; Megalopidae. The coding region runs from base 300 to 2126 and encodes 608 amino acids.
CUAUUGUUCGCUGUUGGCAGUUGGGCAGACACGCUCCUCAUUUGGAAUUCCUCUCCUCUGAUGGGAGCUGAUAGGGUGGCCAGGGCACGAUAACGAGAUGUCUGGGAUUUUUUGCAGAUGGUAGAAAAAAAAAAAGACCCGCGCAAGGGGAAAGCGACAGCACACCAAAGAGCUGGCAGUGACAGAGGAGCGUGUGCGUGCGCAUGCGGGGGGCCCCAUCACAGUAGCGACUCUUUCAGCACCGCGAGAAAGGAUUCACCCCACCUAAUUCCCUGCGGGGACACCGGACUCCGUGACCCAUGGCCACAGCCCAGACCCUGCCUGUGACCUGCACUCCCCGCGAGCGUUUCGGAGAGCCCUACCCCGCCGCCCCGCCCCCGGAGCCGCCCCGCUGCAGCAUGGGCAGUGUCGGCAGCCUGGUGGAGAAGCCGGACGUGUCCUCCGAGCGGCUGAGGAGCGGGCGCGCGGGGAUGCCGCCGGCCGGCCUCCGGCAGCAGGACGGCCUGCUGAGGAAGGGCUUCACCCAGCGCGAGCUGCUCAACUACCUGAACAUCAGCAAGAAGGAGCCCAAGGCCGGCAAGCACAUCUUCUCCUCCAUCUCCUCCAUCAACUCCAUCAAGAGGGAGCACGGCCACGAGGAGGAGAACAUCUACACCAAGGUCUACCACAAGGACGGCAAAGACCUGAACCUGGGCAAGAACUCGCUGCCCAUUCCGGGAAAGUAUGAGAAGUCUCGGUUCAGGCCCUCAGCCUUCAAGCCGGUCACCCCUAAGAACUUCAGCUCCAUGCAGAACCUGUACCCGGCCAAGGCGGAGGAGCUGGACAACGGCUUGUCCAACGGCCUGCAGGUGUCCUACGCCAAGGUGGCCUCCACGGCGGUGUCCAGCUCGUCCUCUUCCUCCUCGCCCUCGCGCCAGGCGCCAGGCGGGGGCAGGGCGCUGCCGGCGGCCCGGGGGCUGAGCCAGGAGGAGGAGAACAUGUCCGACUCGGGCCACAACUCCAUGAACAGCCUCCCGCCGUACCGGCCGCCCUUCCGGCCGCACCUGGGCCAGAUCAGCGCCUCCAUGGGCCACAUCAACCACAUCGGCUCACUGGACCGGGCCUCCACCAGCACGGAGGCGUCGUGCCCCGGCUCGGCCACGCCGGGCCUGGGCCUGGGCCUGGGACGGCCGCCGGCGGCGUACGGCAGUGAGGCGCCGCCGCCCUACGAGCUGUCGCACUCGCUGGAGGACGUGGUGCGCGACCUGGAGGACCGGCUGCUGGAGAAGGAGCACGAGCUGAAGCAGAUGAGGAGGAACCUGGACGAGAGCGAGGGCGCCAUCGCGCAGGUGUUUGAGGGGAAGCAGAGGCUGUGGGAGAAGGAGGUGGAGGAGCUGAAGCGGCUCUAUGCCGCCAAGCUGCGGCAGGUAUCCCAGCAUGCACAGCGCUCCCAGCGCUCCCUGCAGCUGCAGCUGUUCAAGGCCCAGCAGGAGCGGCGCCGCCUGCAGGAGGACCUGGAGGCCCUGCAGGCCCAGAGCCAGGCCCUCAGGGGCCACUGUGCCGGCUCCCACAGCCAGGACCACAACCCUCAGCUGGAGGAGACGCAGUGGGAGGUGUGCCAGAAGUCGGGCGAGAUCUCCCUGCUGAAGCAGCAGCUGCGGGACGCGCAGGCCGAGGUGGCGCAGAAGCUGAGCGAGAUCUUCCACCUGAAGACGCAGCUGCGCGAGACGCGGGGCGAGCUGCGCGACAGGGACAGCCAGAUCCAGCUGCUGCAGCUGGCCCUGCAGGGGGCGCCGCGGGCCGAGGAGGCGGGCGGGGGCGGGGCCGGGGGCGGGGCCGGGGCCGGCGCGGAGGAGCGCCUGCGGGCCGAGCUGCUGCUGGAGCGGCGGCAGAGUGAGGCGCAGGCGUCCUCCUUCGAGGCGGAGCGGCGCACCUGGCAGACGGAGAAGGAGAAGGUGAUCCGCUACCAGAAGGAGCUGCAGGCCAGCUACCUGGAGAUGUACCACAAGAACCAGGCCCUGGAGAGGGAGCUGCAGGAGCUCAGGGAUGUCGGGGGCGGAGGGGGCGACGAGGAGGGGGCGGACGGGGAGGACCGACUGCCCCCCGGCCUGCCCUGGAUCGAGAGGAUCGAGUCCUCCGAAAUCUGACUUUGGCCUCGGACACGCGGGGCGAGGCCGAGCCAGCCGAGAGGGAUACUGUUUAAAACCAAACAGUAAGCAAGAUACUCUCUGUACAUCGGUCACACACAGAAAACAUCCCCACACCAACCUAUAAACAUCCCCUCAAAGGUUGUCUGUAAUAAUAUGGAAUUACACCUGUUACGUGAUUGUGAUUUUUUUGUAGACUAAUCAGUGCCGAUGCGUGUGUGAGGUACUGUGUUGGCAGAGUGUGCACAGACCGCGGACGCGUCGGUAGGAUAAAGACUAUUUUUAAGCCUCACAGAGGCUGAUGGCCCCCAUCAUUCUCUCUGGUAUUUUGGGGAAAUAUAAGGCCCGCCAGCAGACAAGUCUCUGGGAUUGUUCCUAGAACGCUGAAUUACUGUGUCUGGCCAUAUCAUUUGGCCUGGCAAUGACACCCACCAAAUAAUUCUUUCUGAGGUUAAAAACUAAGCAAAGGAGAAAUCAAUUUCAUUCUGUUCAGGUAGGCUCUGUUAUUAUCUAAAGGCCGUAUAAUAUAUUGUUUCCCUGUUCUUUCGAGCAGUGACUUCAUACCUUCCGAUGUCUAACCUGCUCAGUGGGGAUUUACCUGUAUUAGUGUUUUCUUUUCAGCUAAUAGAUUCCUGUAAGAUCUAUUUCAUAUGAUAAGGCGGGUCUCUGUUGCACUGUUGGCAUGCAAGAACAAUAAGGAAAGAAACUGAUAUCUGCUGCAGGGUUUGUAGCUACUAAAUUCCUGUGCGAUCUUCUCCGGAGCCAGCAUGUUUCAGCUUUAGGUUUGCCACACAAGACCUUGUACCUGACCCCUCUCGAACCCUUGCCCUCUAUCCAGUUCUGCACCCUCUCAUGCCUGCACGUUAUUGUACCUCAACCCUCUCGAACCCACGACCUCUCAUACCCACGCCCUCUCCUACCCCAGUGUUCUCACAAUGAGAGCUUUCGUACCAGCAGAGGAGGAUUGUGGGAAAUGAGCAGUAGAGCAGGUAUUGAGGACGCUGAACCUGCAGCGUGGUUUCCUUCAUCUUCGGUUGACUGUGCUGCAGUCGAUACACGAAGGAGCACCUCUGUGGCUAUAAACGGAGCAGCAUUAAUGAGGGCCUCCCACAGGAGCUCGGCCAUCCGAGCACGGCGCACUGCGCUCCGGACUGACAGCUGUGACUGCCGAAUGUCCCACGCGCAGAGUGCAUCCUCGGGACACGGCGUCCUCCAGCUGACUGCGCUUCCCGGCGAGUGACCUCUCUCGCGGCGGGAGGACUCACUCUGACAUUGUGCUGAGGAGAGUCACGGGGGUGGGACUCGUCCUGACGCUCAGCUGAGGAGAGUCACGGAGCGGGGACUCGCUCUGACGUUCGGCUGAGGAGAGUCACAGACGGCUCGCUCCAACAUUCAGCUGAGGAGAGACAAGGGACCACUUCCACUCGACUCAGUCCAAAGAAAGGGGAAACAUACUGUGACUUACGGACCAACUACUGAAAUGAAUUCUACAAGUGUAUCAUAUGUUGAUUAAUCCUAAAUUUCGAUAUGUAUUUAUACAUUUAUCAAGACGUUUGUGUACAGGAAACUGAAGAUUAGUUUCUACCUUAUUUGAAUAUGAUUUUUAUUAGCGUUUGCGUUUGCAUUGAGUUUCAGAUAUGCUAACUGUCAAGAGGAGAGUGCUUCGUUUCUGUUCAGAUUCAUGUCUGGUGCAAUGGCUCCUUUCCUCUCUUUGUUGCUCCUGUUGUGAAACUGCCCCCUCAUUAAUAACUGAAGGUAUUUGGUGUGGAAUGUGGCCUGCGAAUGCUCUUACAGCUCGGUUAAAGACUUCACAAAACGCAUUUCCAUCACUAAAGGCAUUUGCUGCACGAUCCGCAUUCCUUCCUGGGCGCUGUUUUGUCAGCAGGCAAGUCGAGGAGCUGCUGACAAUGGCUGAAAAGACCUGCUGUAAAGAAAAAAAAAAGGAAGAAUACUUAACCUGAAACGCGCUGAACGUUUCCCUCAUUGGGCCCAUCGGACGCGGGCUGCGACUGCGGUCGAGACGGUCGAGACUGAAGCGGUCGUUUUGCCCUUUUCCUCAUUCCUCCCUGUUAAGACUACUGUCUCCGCUCUGCCACUGUAACGGUGGGUGGAGAAAGCGUAUU